AUGGAGCUGUCUUUCACCUGCUUUGGCUACUCACCAGACGCGCUCGACUCUCUCGAGAUUCAAUAUAAUUGUGAAGUUAUGCGCAGUCGUACAAGGACAUUUCACGGCCCCGAUUUUUUCUCUUUGUGCAUGCGUCCUCAUAACGUGUUUGCUGUUAUCAUGCGUAUGGAGAGCUACGACAAUUCAUGGUCGUGGAUGGACGUCGCCUCUAUGCUACCGUGCAGAGACAUCGAGACUCUCACACUUUCCAACCCCGAUGACAAGUACUGUGACCAUGAGUUUCCCCCUACCAAUUUAUUGCGCGAGUUACGCGGCUUGCGCAGCGUGAUGCUGUCGGACAGACGGAACAUUUGCUUCCUCGACGAUCUUCCCCUUGACGCUCCCAUCUCGACAAUCAUCGCAUCUUUUCCAUCUGGAACUAAUAACGAGGAUUUAUCGGACAUAUGGCACUGUCUGGACAAGCGGGACGGGUGCCGGGACUCCGUGACUCUCAUCCUCAAAGGCGUGCUUAGCACGACCAAGGACAUGGCGCGCUAUCGUCACUUGGAAAUGCCGCUUCUAGUUGCACUGACCAAGUUCGCAGUGGUUAAGGAUUACCAGGCGUACAAACAAAUCAGAUGA
Peniophora sp. CBMAI 1063 is the source of this 621-nucleotide messenger RNA. NCBI's taxonomy places the organism in Eukaryota, Fungi, Basidiomycota, Agaricomycetes, Russulales, Peniophoraceae. The record is from the annotation of a GenBank genome assembly.